Molecule: messenger RNA, 1272 nt
Organism: Pneumocystis murina B123
Lineage: Eukaryota; Fungi; Ascomycota; Pneumocystomycetes; Pneumocystales; Pneumocystaceae
Exons: 3
Coding region: 1-1218 (405 amino acids)
Source: RefSeq, a predicted model, not a curated record
AUGAUAAAUCAUAGUGCUAUUUCUUUAGAUCUCAAAGCACAUAAUCAUAAUAUUUAUGAUAAUUUUUAUUUUAGCGAAUUAUCAGAUGAAGAUAAUGUUUCUUCUGAGAACAUUCAAGAAAGUUUGACAUCACUUGUAAAAAAAUUGAAAUGGAAAAUAGCUAAUAAAGAUCGAGAUAAAGAAAAACUUUUCAGUGAUUAUGAGAAUCUGCAACAAAAGUACAAUACAUUGUUAUUAUCCUAUGAAUCUCUUCAGGUAUCUUCAUCAAAACAGUUGGCAGAUAUGAAAGCAAAAUUAUUAUCUCUUUCUUCCGAAAUGAAUAGAAAUAUGAAUAGUCUCUAUGAGGAAUUGGAAAUUAAAACAUUGCAUCUCAAUGAAGUGAAACAAAAACUUGAAAAAUUUAAAAAAGCAAAUCGUAUAGCUAAUGAACAUAUUGAAAGCCUUCAAAUAGAAUUUAAUCGAGAAAGAAGUCGUUGGGAAGAAGAAAAAAUAAAAUUAAGUUUAAGUUUAAGUAAAAAUUCUCUCAAAAAAAACGAAAUAUUAGAAGAGUUUAUGUUAUUGCAUAAGUAUUUUGAAAAUAUAAAGCUCGAAUCUUUAGAAACAAAGGAAAACUCGUCUGUUGGUGCAGCAUCAUCUAUUAAUAUUAAAAAUGAUGGCAUCAUUGCAUCAUCUUUUGAUAAUUUUUUUCCAGGUCAAAGUCUUGCAACAGAAUUAGGUUUGUGUUCUGAUAAGGAUAAAAAUUCGAAUUCCGAAGCAUUUAUCUCAAUAGAUUUUUUAGAUAUAAACAAUUCUUCUGUUUUUUCCAAAACAUAUACUUCUGACUGCCAAGUAGAUAAAAUUUCUCUACCUCUAAAAGAAUCUAUUCUAAAACCUUCUUCAGAAGAUGUUAUUUAUUCUCCUACAAAUAUCAAUACGUCAAUUACAUCAUCUACAAAAAUAAUUGAAGAAAAAGUUUCUCAAUUGACACUUUCUACUCAAACUCUACCAACGAAAAAAACGUCUAUGUUAAAUAUGAUUCAAAUAUGUACAAAUUAUUCAUUAAAUUUCAAAAAUCCACAUUUAUUUGAAUCUGAAAAAUCUAAAAACUAUCUUUUAAAGAAUAAAAAGCCUUGUGUUUCUACAGCUACUUAUUUUUAUAAACAUCAAAAUUCUAGGAUUUCUCCACCAUUGCCUAUUCCUAUCAGAAAAGCUUCUCUUAUUUUCAAAAGCAUGUCAUAAUAAUAUUUUUUUUGGAUCAUUUUAAAACUCUAUAAUACAUCAAGCAUUCUUCAU